Lactuca saligna is the source of this 414-nucleotide messenger RNA. NCBI's taxonomy places the organism in Eukaryota, Viridiplantae, Streptophyta, Magnoliopsida, Asterales, Asteraceae. The record is from the annotation of a GenBank genome assembly.
AUGAAUGACAAUGUGGUACAAGAAGAGAAUGAAGUUGGAGAGCUUAAUGAAGUACUAAAUAACGAGGUACUUUUGUCAGGAUCAUCUUCAGAUGAAGGUCCAGUUGGUCAACGAAAGAAGACCAUCAAAGCUAUCCAACGAGCUCAUGAGAAUGAUGAAGCAAAUGUUGAUGAACCAUUUUAUAUCCUUCAAACCUUUAAUACAGCCCAAGAGUUUAAAGAAAGAGUUAAAUUCCAUGCUAUUGAGACAAGAAGGGAACUUGGUUUUGAAAAAAAUGACAAGAAUAUGGUAAGAGUUGUAUGUAGGGGGACAAUACCAAAACUGGGAAACUUAGACAAAAGUGGGGAAGGUCAACAAGAAGUCAACAAUGAAGAUGAAGAGAAGUGCCCGUGGAGCCUCUACGCUAGUAAAUAG